Molecule: messenger RNA, 2038 nt
Organism: Sycon ciliatum
Lineage: Eukaryota; Metazoa; Porifera; Calcarea; Leucosolenida; Sycettidae
Product: retinoblastoma-binding protein 5 homolog
Exons: 15
Coding region: 162-1862 (566 amino acids)
Cellular component (GO): Set1C/COMPASS complex
Molecular function (GO): protein binding
Source: RefSeq, a predicted model, not a curated record
GGAGGCUCUUUAUUACUUCACUUCAAAGUUCAGUAAGUUCAAAUACAAUCAUGUACGUAGCUUCAGUUGAAGUCCUCCUAUUGUAAGGUCUUGCAUAACAUCGUCAUGGUCUAGCCAGGUCUUGAUGGUAGCGUCAGUCUGCGCGUCGAGCGGAUCACGCCAUGAAUCUGGAACUUCUCGCUAAGUCGUUCGGGAAGACUUAUCCUGAGGAUAAUGAUGGCACGUUGGACUGUGGUUCUGUCGCACUGACGUGCAGCUUCAAUCGCUUUGGCACUCUCUUGGCAGUGGGAUGUAACGAUGGAAGGAUUGCUAUCUGGGAUCUAAUGACACGAUGUGUGUCCAAGUCGUUUUCUGGUCAUGUCCACCCAAUUACCCAACUCAGUUGGACACGAGAUGGUCACCACCUGGCCAGUGCCUCUCUGGACUGGAACGUGUCCAUUUGGCACAUCCUCAGCGGCGAGUGUGUGACCACAUACAGCAUGCUGUCGCCACCGGCUGGUCUAGUGUGGCAUCCGAAAGGAGAGCCUCGUCUUUUGGUCUGUCCCAUGAAGCAUGCCCCUAUUCUAAUUCACACCGACACCAAAGAGCAGUUCACGCUGCCCAUUGAUGGAGAGUCUGAGCAGAACACGGUGGGUUGCUUUGACCGUGUUGGCCAGCACAUCUACAUUGGCAGCUCACGUGGAAAGAUUCUCAUCAUCGAUGAAGCCAGCAGAGAGAUUGUGAAGAAAUUCCGCGUCACCACGUCGAGCAACACUGCCACGUCCAUCAAGUCCAUCCACCAUGCGCGCCGAGGCAGCCUGUUUCUGAUCAACUCGUCGGACCGUGUGGUGCGCAUCUAUGACACGGAGAUGAUCCUCAGUGAGGAGUGCGACGUGGAAGAGCCGGACGCUCUGCAGAAGAUGCAGGACCUGGUGAACCGGACAUCCUGGAAGAAAUGCUGUUUUUCUGGAGACGGUGAAUACGUUGCAGCGGGCUGCUCUCGUCAGAAUGUUAUCAAUAUUUGGCAGUCGAAGAGCGGUAAUCUGGUCAAGAUUCUCCAGGGCUUGCAAGGAGAAGUGUUGGUCGAUGCCGCGUGGCAUCCGGUGCGUCCCAUCAUUGCAUCUGUUUCCGGCGGUGUUGUCACUGUCUGGUCACACACACAAGCAGAGAAUUGGAGUUCGUUUGCGCCUGACUUCCGGGAGCUAGAGGAAAACGAGGAAUAUGACGAACACGAGUCCGAGUUUGAUGAUGAGGAUGAGGACAAGAGUGACGACGGUGAGGAUGCCGGCAAUCUAGAUGAGGAAAGUGAUGUGGACGUCACUACCGUGGAGAAAGUACCGGCCUACUGCAGCAGUGAUGAGGAAGACGGUGUGGAGACCAAGAAAGCGAAAACAGAUACGAGCAAAACACCGGACUUGCUGUACAUUCCCGUCACGCCCGAAAUCGACGAGCCCGAGGAAGGUGGUUGGGGACAGCUAGAGAUCCCUAUCAUAAAUGUCAAACGAAAACGACCAUCUGCCGACGGUGUGGACACUACUCCACAGAAGAAAAAGACCAAAGGCAGAGAAGCAGUCGUGACGCAAACAGCAACAGCAACGGCAACAGCUACCACCGCUGAAACUGCCAGCAACCGUGACGAGCCUGCUGAAAAAGAACAAGCAGCAUCCAGUAGCAAUGGGAGCAGUCAAGAAGUCGUGCUGUCCUCCGCUACCGAGCGGUCUGCUGAGGCAUCCCAUUGUGAACGUAACUUGCCCGUACCACAAGCCACAGCACCCGGUGAAGCGACAACAACCCCGGCAAGUCCUGCUAAUACAACACCUAGUUCACCCAAGCCAGAAGAUACGGAAACGGAAACAGCAUUAGCAGUGGCGGAGAGUUCCUGACAGUAACAUGUCGUCGUCACACUAGCAGCCAUGUGUCCAGAACACCGUUGCUGCCGUUCAAUUCAGAUGUCCCCUACACCAGUGUCAGUCUGCACCUUGUGAUCAGUGCUGCUGCUGCAACAAGUCAGUAGCCACUGCUCUGUGCGCAAAGGCAACCGCAGCAAACGAGUGUGGUA